Molecule: messenger RNA, 1924 nt
Organism: Drosophila suzukii
Lineage: Eukaryota; Metazoa; Arthropoda; Insecta; Diptera; Drosophilidae
Product: fibrinogen-like protein 1
Source: RefSeq, a predicted model, not a curated record
GAUAACUGUCCACCAUCUUUGUCGAUUUGUUGCGCCCGUGUGGUUUUCGAAAAUUCUGUGAUCGAAAACCGACUAAUUACGCGGUAAAUUUAAGACACAACUAAGUAAUUCGCAUGGCUUACGGUGCGACCGAGCGGUGUGGAGGGAUCUCGACAAGUGCAAGGUGUGAUCUAAGUUUAAUCUGCUUGCUAAUAAAAUUGAGAGUAUGUAAAGUAAGAGCUAUAUGAUUAGGUCCUCAACGGAAUGAUUACUCAAGGCAAGCAGCUGGCACUUGAGCAGGAAGGCUGUGAUCCUUCGCUCCGAACUAGAGACCUCAAAUUAAUAGCUCCCUUUACAUCCUGUAUACCCUCUACACCAUGGCCUUUUAAUAGCAUAUGGAUUUAACGGUAAUUAAAUUUACUCGUCACCUAAAACCGGUUUUAGUUAGAAGUCCAGUCAUCUUUAAUUGCAAAGAAGCUGUUAAAUUGUGACCCGAUUAUUCAAACUUGAUCUGUAAACAAACAUUAAUGAGGACCGUAAAAGUGUGAUUAAAUGAAUUCCGUAUUGGCUCGCAGAGUAUAAUUAAAUCCCUCAAGACUGUAAAACAAGGAGUUGCAAAAAUAUUGAGGCAUACCAAGUAUUUAUAAAAAUACAUACCGAAUAUUAUGAAAUCCAGUUAACUUUUGAGUCGCAAACCCCGCAGUUCGCAUUUCCAACAUAAUGAAAGCGCUGUUGAUCAUUCUGUUUCCGUCGAUUUUUGUAUCCUUGGCAUCCUCAAAUCUAGUAAAUGCUGUUCAACAGAGGACAUCCAAUCCAAUAGCGGAAAAUCCCUGCAGUUCAUAUCGUGUUUGGGUUUUAAGGCCCAUCCUCGAUCGAUUUGUAAAGGUGAAUUCCAGUGAGGAACUGAAAGUCCAAGUAAAUGCUAUGGCAGAAACUAUUAAGGAUUUGCAAAGUCAAAUCAACUGCAAGGAAGAGCAAUUAGUUGAAAAAACCAAGGAAAUCAAGGAUCAAAGGGGCAAGGUUAAUGUCUUGGCGGCAAACAUUAAACACUUGCGGAGUGAGCUGGUAACAGCUAAAGCUGAAAUCAAAAACAAGGACAAACAGAUACAAUUUAAUUUUGAAAAAAUAUCUGAGAUAACCGAAGAACUUUUGGAAUGCAAGCCAAAGGGCUUUUGUCCCAGCGAAGGACCAAGUGGAAUUUACAAUAUUACAAUGAGGGGAAUCGAUACUUUCGGGGUACCCUGCAAUUCAAAAGGUUGGUUAACCAUUCAAAAACGAUUCGACGGUUCCGAGAACUUCGAUCGUCCCUGGAAGGACUACAAGGAUGGAUUCGGGAAUACAACAGGAGAGUUUUUCAUUGGGUUGGAAAAAAUUCACCAUAUUACCCACGAGCAACCACACGAACUUUACAUAACACUGAGAAAGAUCGAUGGCUCCACUAGCUAUGCUCACUAUAAGGAUAUCAAAAUUGGAAGUGAGGAAGAAUCGUACCCGCUAAAAGCGCUGGGUACAUAUGAAGGUACGGCCGGGGACUCCCUGAGGGUUCAUGAGAACAAAAAGUUCACCACUUUCGACCGGGAUAAUGAUUCCUACAAAUUUAACUGCGCUGCCGAUGAAUAUGGUGGCUGGUGGUACUACAACUGUGCCCAGAGCAUGCUCAAUGGAAAGUACUAUAAAGAGGGCCACUCCAGAGAUAACAAGACAAAUGGCAUUUUAUGGGGUUCUUGGCACAACAACGACUGGACCUACUCGCUCACCUUUGUGGAAAUGAUGAUUAGGCCUAAAACGUUAUGAAAUAAAAUUGUAAAUACUAUUAUUAUUUAGGUGAAACAAAUCACAAUACUGCAUUAAUUAAUAAUAUUUUGUUAUCUAUUCGAACGCGUUCUGAUUUACAUUGUAUUUUUGAUCUGAAAUUCGGUUCCUUUGUAAAAAUUGGCUCGAAGAA